AUGCCCGGAGUCCCGCAGGGCCCGGCGGUGUGGGUCGGGGCGGCCGAGUGGCGCGGGGCGGCCGAGGCCACGGUGAGGAAGGCGGAGCGGCUGACGGAGCGCUGCGCCCUGGAGGCCGCGAGGCUGUGGCAGCCCCGCGCCGGCCCGCGCGCCCCGAGCCCCGCGCCGGGCCCCGGCCCCGCGGUGCCGCUGCCCCUGCUCCGCGACGCGCGCGCCCAGCACACGGCCGCCCUGGUGCGGGCCCACGCGCGGGGGACGCGGCUGGUCGCCGCGCGCCUCGGCCGCGCCCUGCAGCAGCUCGAGCGGCAGCUGCGGCGGCUGCUGCGCCAGCGCCAGGCCACGGGCCAGCGGCUGCGCGCCGUGCGGGGCGGCCUCCUGCUCAACCGGCGCAGCGCGCAGAUGCGCGGGGCCCGGCCCGAGGCCGAGAAGAUCCCCGACAAGGCCGACAGCGCGCUCGCCUGGGAGAGGCAGGAGCUGCAGGCCCUGAAGAGCACGAUGGAGAAGGACAUGGACAAGUCGGAGGCGCUGCUCCAGACCCUGGCUUCCUGCCGGGACGCGGUGCAGUUCAACUAUCGUGAGAGGGCCCAAGUGUUGGACCUCAUAAACCAGCCCCUGGACAAGGUUCUGGAGCAGGCCGGCCGCCACUCCUGGCUGGACCUGACCCGCACCCCCACUCCGCAAACCAAGGGCAUGAAGACCCCGUCUCCUGACCCCCUGGGUGCCUACACCCCCGAGUGCGCAGCGCUGAUGCGGGAGGCCACGCGGCUGCUGGCAGAGUCGGCCGACGCCCUGCAGGACCUGGCGGCCAACGAGGCGGCCGUGAGCGCGCAGCAGGAGCAGAUGUGCGACCGCGUGUGCUCCACGCUGGUGCAGAAGAUGCGCGAGACCACGGAGCUAAAGGAGAAACUGACCAUGGCCUUUGGGCUGAUGAGGGGGGCCAUCCACCGGAGCAACAAGUUCAAUCACGAGAUGUCCAUCACCCACGGCCUCAUCAAGGGCCCCAUAUCAAAAAAACACCUGGAGGUUCGAGAGAAGCUGGACAGACCCCUGGUUCGUGUGUUCCAGAGGCAUGUGGGCACCCAACUCCCCGAGGCCUCGCGCCUGGGCCAGGGCACCGACCAGCUGCAGCGCCACAUGGCACAGGCGGAGAAGAACCUUUCAGAGCUGCACGAGAUGCGGGAGCACCUGGCACGGAGCCUCGCCUGCAAGAAGCUGGCGCAGGAAGUGGACCACAAGGUGGUGCGGCUGCGCCUUCGCCAGCGGCCCAUGCUCCAGUGCUCCGCAGCAGCCCCGCGACAGGGACAGGGACAGGGAGAAGACAGGGAGCCCCACUCCCCUCCGCCGCCCCCACCGCCCUGA
This is a messenger RNA of Suncus etruscus (white-toothed pygmy shrew), 1359 nucleotides long. RefSeq names its product coiled-coil domain containing 105 (gene TEKTL1). The record is from RefSeq and is a predicted model, not a curated record. The transcript has 7 exons. Bases 1 to 1359 code for a protein of 452 amino acids. Lineage: Eukaryota; Metazoa; Chordata; Mammalia; Eulipotyphla; Soricidae.